This is a messenger RNA of Xyrauchen texanus (razorback sucker), 1612 nucleotides long. RefSeq names its product BarH-like homeobox 1a (gene barhl1a). Gene Ontology annotation, molecular function: DNA-binding transcription factor activity, RNA polymerase II-specific; RNA polymerase II transcription regulatory region sequence-specific DNA binding. NCBI's taxonomy places the organism in Eukaryota, Metazoa, Chordata, Actinopteri, Cypriniformes, Catostomidae. The record is from RefSeq and is a predicted model, not a curated record. The transcript has 3 exons. Gene Ontology annotation, cellular component: nucleus. The coding region runs from base 605 to 1507 and encodes 300 amino acids. Gene Ontology annotation, biological process: regulation of transcription by RNA polymerase II.
GUGUCAGUUUCAUGUCGGGGAGAUCACUGCUUGUGUUUAUAGCCUACUCUGUUACAGGUUUAGUCCUGGAAGACCUGGAACAGAACUUUACACAUCAGCAUCAGCUUUGGGUCACUACGAGGAUUUGGGUGGUUACAAUAGUUAUAAUAGUAGUCCUAUUCCUAAAAACGCCAGAAGAGUUGGAGGCUAUAUUUUUAAGCUAAUUAAUAUUUUUAGAAUGAGUGCUGACUCGUUUCCUUUGGUCUUGUGCGCGGGUGAAUAGUUGUACCUGUCCUUGGUGCUGAAACUGACCUUUGCGUAUUACUGAUUCGACUUUUGUGCUUCACUUUGAGAAACGGUACGAGAACAAACAAAUCUGAGCUGCAAUCAAAAAACUGAAGAGAAGGAUCUUGUUAAAAUCAGUCAUUAAAAUAGUGGACUUUGUGCCUUUUUGCUGGGACAGGGUCAAAAGAGAUUUGGUUGAGUUUUUGAGAUCUGAGAAAAUCGUCCAGAAUGAUGAUCUGAAUUUACAGGUUUGAACCUGCAGAUUUUCAGAGCUUUUAUUACCAAAAGCACACCAGUGUCAGAAAGGACAAAUGCACAUUUGAUUUUGAUUUGACUCACGAUGGAGGUAUCAACAAACGGGUCAAGCUUUGGGAUCGAGUCCAUACUUUCUCACAGAUCUAACAGUCCGUGUGUUUCAAAGAGAGAAUGCAGGUCUCCGGCGCAGUUGAGCCUGCGGUCGGACUCGGACAGCGACUGCUCGUCGCCUCCCUCGCCGAGACGGAACUCUGUGGAAGACGCGGUGCAAAGACACGCGCGCACACUCGGACUGGACUCUCCUUUACAAAUAUCCCAGCAGCCACGAACAGUAACGUCCUCGUUCUUGAUCAGAGACAUACUAGCGGACUGCAAACCCCUGGCAGCAUGUGCUCCUUAUUCCAGUCAUGGACAGUCAGCCCAAGAUCCUGAAGACUGCAUGGAUAAACUUCACAGCAAUUCUUCCUCAGACAGCGAAUACAGAGUGAAAGACGAAGCUGAUCGAGAAAUCUCAAGCAGUAGGGACAGUCCAAGCUCCCGGCUGAAGAAGCCACGCAAAGCCCGCACUGCGUUCUCUGAUCACCAGCUGGCGCAGCUCGAGCGCAGCUUCGAGCGUCAGAAGUACCUGAGUGUGCAGGACAGGAUGGAGCUGGCAGCGUCUCUAAAUCUUACUGACACACAAGUCAAAACAUGGUACCAAAACCGCAGAACUAAGUGGAAGCGGCAGACAGCAGUUGGACUCGAGCUCCUCGCUGAAGCAGGAAAUUACUCCGCUCUUCAAAGAAUGUUUCCUUCGCCCUAUUUUUAUCCACAAAGUUUGGUCUCCAACUUCGAACCGGGACCGGGGCUAUAUCUAUACCGAGGACCAUCCGCGCCUCCGCCACCCGUUCAACGGCCUCUAGUACCGCGAAUCCUCCUGCACGGUCUUCAGGGCGGCGGGGAUCCAGCAUCUCUCUCUGGAGUGAUACCUCGACACACGCCGCGAUGAACUCGUCCAACCUGUCACAGCUCCAAACUCAGGAACAACAGAGUUGCGCUUGGACAUGCCAAUGAAACAAAAACUUAAUGCGCAAUAACAGACUUUCCAAAUGAC